AUGAUAGCUCAAGAAUUAAGAGAUGAAAUCGAAAAACUUACGGGAGCUAAACUUGAAGUUAUUACUGAUGCUAGUUCAGAGACCAAAAACUUGAUUUUAAUUGGCCCAACAAAAUUAUCUCCUCAACCAUCAUCAAAUUUUGCUGAUCCGGAAAUUGAUUUCUUCGAAAUCCGUUUUUCAAAUGGUAAUUUAGCUAUAGUAGGAAAUAGAAGAGGAAUCUCAUCAGGUACAUAUGAAUUAUUAGAAAAAUUUGGUGGUGUUCGUUAUUAUGCAAGCUGGAUGUAUGUUUACCCAAAACCAGGCAUAUUAAAGGUCCCUGAAGAUGUAAAUAUCAUUUCAAGCUCAUCAUUCAUCCAUCGUGAAUUUUAUAAUACAGAUUUUGAGCAAAAUAUUUAUUAUUGCGCAAGAUCUAGAAUGAACACGCCAAACUGUCGUGCUCGGAUUCAUGGAGGACCCACAACUGAAUAUUAUGGGUCUGAAUCAUUUAAGAUGCUUAUGACAUCGGACGAAUAUCCAAAGAGUAAGUAUCCAGAACGUUUUGCAUUGCUUGCGGAUGGAAGAAGAUCCGAUGCUGCCCCUUGCUUAUCGCAUCCAUUAACAUUUCAGAUUUUCAUGAAACGAAUUGAAGCCGAUCUCAACAAUGGAGAAGUGUACUUAAUUGAUGUAAGUCAGUUUGAUACAGGUGAUCACUGUCUUUGCAAAGAUUGUAUGGAUAGAAUGAAAAAAUACGGUGACAGAUAUUCUGGAGUCAACCUUGAGUUCAUUAACAAAAUUGCAACAGCUCUUGAAAAGACACAUCCUAAAGUUCUGAUAAGAACAUUCGCAUGGGACUUUACUCGCAAAGCUCCAAAGAACAUCAAAGCUCAUAAGAACGUAAUUAUCAGGUUUGCUGCAAUCGACAUUGAUUAUGGACAUCCAAUUGAAUCUCCCAUCAACAAUGACUAUUUCACAGAUAUUAAAGAGUGGCAAGAAGUUGCUGAUAAGUUUUAUGUUUGGGAUUACACAACAAACUUUAAUCACAUCAUGGGAUUCCAUCCUAAUUACCAUGUUAUUGCUCCUAAUAUUAAAACAUAUGCAAAGUAUAAUUUCACUGGAUUUUAUUCAGAAGAUUCAAACUGGUUUCAUGUAUUAAAUAAUACUCAUUACAAUAGAUAUCACAAUGAUAUGGAAGAAUACAGAGGAUACAUGACCACAAAAUUAUUAUGGAAUCCUAAUGCAAAUCCUGAUUAUAUUGAAGAUGAAUUUUUGUAUGGUUUUUAUGGUCCAAGUGCUGCUCCUUAUGUUAAACAAAUUCUCAAUGAAACAAAAUCAUUAAUGAUGAAUGAUUAUGCAAAUAAUUGGAUGGGAACUUAUCAUGCUGAAAUACCUAAUUUCAUUCCAGAAGAAUACGCUGAUCACAUGAAAAGGAUUUGGGACAUGGCAAUUAAAGCAAGCGAAGACGAUAAAGAUAUUGAUCCAAGAUUUAAUUUUAAUGCAAAAAUGGGUCAAUUGGCAUCUCUCUAUGUCCAAUAUAUUAGAAAUUCUCAAAGGACAAAAACGCCAACACUUGUUAAUGGAAAAGUAAUGAUUGAAGGAAAUGAUAAACUCGUUAAUGCUGUAAGAACAAUCUUAGGAAGAUGUCCUGGACCAUAUGUCAGGAAUGAAACAUCUCAAGGUGUUUGUGCAAUGACAUAUAGAAUCAGAUGGGAAUUAGAAUUGAGGUAUUUACUCAAUCAAUACGCUUAUGGUGUUGAUGCAGAUAUAAUUAAGAAUUCUGAUAUAACAGCUGUUUCCGCGGGACAAUCUGUUAAUGGCGGAAAAAUUAUUUCUUUGAAGAAGAAGAAUAUGGAAUUCUUGAAUCCUGAAGAAGGUAUUUACUUCCAUUAUUUCACGGAAACAAAAUAUAUUUACAAUCAAGUUUUAUUAUUGGAUUACAAACUCCAAUCUAAAACAUCCACAUCAACAACAUAUAAACUUACCGAAGAUAAUGUUGCCACAACAACAAAGACGUACACGGCUACAAGCACUGGAUUGAACAUUGAUAUUAAUUAUGCCAGAAUGUCUGCUGGAGCUGAAAUGCGUCCAUUGUUUAUGAUCACUUUGAACUUCAGUGAUCCAACAUUUAUUGGUUACAAGAUUGGAAAUAAGGAAUGGAAAUCUCAUCAGCUGAUGAAUAACAUGGAAUUUGAUCAUUGUGGUGGAACAUUAGAUAAAGCAGACAAAGUUAUCAUUAUGGAUCCAGCAACCAAAAAGGGAGUUGAGAUCAAAUGUCCAAACUAUUUCGAAUCAGUUGUUAUCCAUAUGAACAGAACAUCCAAGAAAAUAAGAGUUUCUAUUGUUGGUGAUUAUGUCACACCUUCAAAUACAUAUAAUGUUAAUCAUCGUUUUGUUGUUACUCCAUACGAAACAAUUACAGGUGCUCCUACAUUCCAAAAGGCAGCUGAUACAACAACUCAUGAUUCCAAAGUUAGAUAUGGAUAUGCAAAGGGAGAUAAAUUCAUUUUCCCUGAUUUCAUGAUGAAUUAUCUCAACCAAGGCUUGAGAAGAAGUGUUUCUGAUCCUCAAUCUCCAACUGGAACAAGUGCAAGAUUUGAUCAAGGUGUUGGGAAAAUGAUUUUGUUCUAUGUAGCGCGUGAUAAUCCUUAUUAUAUUUUAUCGCAGGCAAAUUACACAACGUCAAUGCUUUGUAAGUGUGUGGAGCCAAAUCCAUCAAAUCCUUUAGCAGGUUAUUAUGGAUACGUCAGAGAUAUUGAGAUUGAUUAUACUCUUGUAUAUCAAUAUGCAAAGGAUUACACAGAUAAUGCUUAUAAAGAAGUACCUCUUAAAAAUCCAACUCCUAUAUAUUCUGAUACACAUUUCAUCAUAUCAAAUAAAUUUGGCGGAUGCAAGUAUUUGCAUCUCAGUCAAGUAACAAUGACUGUAGUAGAUCCUCCAAAAGAUUAUGUUCCAAGGGAAUGGCCAGAAGAACAUCUUGAAAAAAUGCAACCGCCAAAUAUUACCGAAUACAACCAGACUGAUGAUAAAGAUGAUCAGACAGAUGGAGAUCAAGACCCAAAGAGUAAAAAGUGGGUUCCAGCAGUAAUUGUUGUAGCAGUACUUGUUGUAAUAGCAAUCAUUGCAGUAGCUGUUUUCUUCGUAGUGAAAAAGAAGAAGAAUGAAAGUAAUGAAGGUAGUGAUCCAGCAGAAAGAAAUGAACUAGAUAUGAAUAUAAUGGUUUAG
Trichomonas vaginalis G3 is the source of this 3198-nucleotide messenger RNA. Its product is annotated as coagulation factor 5/8 C-terminal domain-containing protein family. Bases 1 to 3198 code for a protein of 1065 amino acids. Lineage: Eukaryota; Parabasalia; Trichomonadida; Trichomonadidae. The record is from RefSeq and is a predicted model, not a curated record. The transcript has a single exon.